UCUCGCUUUUGUCGUGAAACAGCCAAUGGUGUGUCGUAAUUCUGUCAUGUUAAGUUGUUAAUGUUGGUACAAUUUGUAUUUAUUUACAAAAUUUCAAAGUUGGCAGCAGUAGUAUUGCAAAGAACGGGAAGAUCUAACGGGUUCAUCUUUUCCUGUUUUUUCAGUUUUUUUGUACGACGAGCUUGUAUCCGUGACUUAUUUGUGUAAAAAUAUAUUAAGGCAAUAGUGAUAAGUGCAUUGCGUGCCAAAUAAGUGGAAAUGGAAGCGAGGUGAUCAGUGGUUUUGGGUCUUACAAGUUGACGUAUAGAAUGAUAAUGGCGGUGGUGGUGUUAGUGAAAAAUAACAAAAUGUUUGUGUGAAGACUGGCGAGUGUGUUUGGGAUAAUUCGCGUAAUGCCUUCGGCUGCAACGCGGGCGCGUGCGGCUGCGGCGCGGUGAUGGCGCGCGCCCCAUGAGCCGGCUGCUGUGCUGCCUGUGCCGCCGCCUAGACAUGGGCGUCGCGCUGUCGCAGGAGGGCGAGUCGUGCGACGGCGCAGGUCUGCCGGCCGCGCCGCCGACUAUGGCGGAUGUCAUAAGGGAGAGGAAGAAAAAAGCCGGCGGUGCUGGUCUGGGCACACUGCGCCGCCGGAUCGCCGCCGCCGCUCGACGCCCUCGCGACGCCCGUCCUGACAGAGGAUGCGAACACGCCCGCUUCAUCCGCACGGUGGUCGGCUCGUGGCGGCUGGCGGAGGUGUUCCUGUUGUGUGCCGAUUUGGAGGCAGGCGCCGCGUUAAGAGACCUCGUCACGCAGGCCGAGUUGGCGCGCGAGCCCGCCGCGGCAUUGCACGCGGACCUGCACAGAGCUUAUAGCGAACGGUGGUGGUGCGACGUGGAACUGGUCGGUGCGGGCUGGUCGGUGCGCGCGCACCGCGCCGUGCUCGCCGCUCGCUGCACCUACUUCCGCGAGCUGCUGCAGCGGUAUCCACCGUCGGUGGUGCGCGUGCCUUUGGACGGCGCGUGCGCGGGGCUGUCGCGCGCCGAGCUGGCCGCCGCCGUGUGCGCGCUCUACGCCUGCACCUGCGCCGCGCCGCAGCACAACAAAUGGGAGUGCAGUACGAAUGCUGACGGUGAUUUGGAUAUCAUCAGUGGAGAUGGAGCUUAUUCGUGCCGCAGCAAUUCCCUCUGCCGCUGCGGGCGCGGCGAGGGCGCGGGACUCCCGCGAUUGCGAGCGCUCUUGGGACAGUCGCCGGAUGCCCUGCAUACGGAUAUGCGAUAUUUGUUGGAGUCUGGCGAGAUGUCUGACUGCCGGCUGUCGUGGGGUUCAUACGAGCUGCCGGCGCACCGUCUCGUACUAGCCGCACGGUCGCGCUACUUCAGGAGCGUGAUGUCCCGUCGCGCGGCGGGCGGCGCCGUGGGCCCGGUGUGCGUGGACGAGCAGGUGCUACCGCGACGCUUCGCGCGGGCCCUGCUGCGGGCCGCCUACACCGACCAGGUGGACCUAAGCCUGAUCGGCCGCAACUCGUCUUCACCAUCGUCUACCAAUAGCACCGGCAGCGGCGGGACGGCAUGGACCGGCAGCAGAGGUCGCGCGACAUCAACCGCGACUCUAGACGAUGCAUUUCAACUCUACGAGAUCGCGAGGUUUCUGGAGAUGCCGAUCGUAGUGCAGGGCUGCGAGGACGCCAUUGUAGAAGCCUUGAGCGCCGACACGCUGCCGCACGUGCUGCGCUGGGCCGCGCACGCGCACGCCUCGCGCUGGGUGCACAGACAAGCGAUGCGCUACCUCCGCGACGAGUUUCCGACGUUAAUGGCGCACGCGGCGGCAGCUAGACUUCCACGCGCUGCGUUAGUUGAUGCUCUCGGCUCGCCCUUCCUGCAGGCGAGCGAGGCGCAGGCGCUGCGUGCAUUAUGGCGCUGGGCCGAGCAGACGCAACACGCGAAACAGCAGCGAGAGCCGAACGUGGUAUGGCACACAGGGCACGCUGCGGCGCGACGCGGCGCGCGACGACGGCCCGCCGACGCGGCGCUCAGGGAAGCGAUGGCUGAACUGCUGCCACUGGUGCGCCUGGACCACCUGCCGCCGGACCACGAGCCGCUACAGCAGAUGGUGCGUCGCGGUCUCAUCCCAGCCCCGGCUUCGACGGGCGAAGAAGGAUCCACGGCGGACGCCUGGCUCGGGAGAGGAGCGCAUCGACCGGCACGCUGCUUCAUACCUUAUCUUGAUGAGCUUAAGGCUUUGCUGGAAGGACAGGCGGUGCCGGAAGCAGAAUUAGCACGGCUGAGACGAGCGCGCUACAUGCACCGUAUUCCUGACACCCUGUAUAUGGUGGCCGCAGCACGAAAUAACGUCGCAGCUCCCGCCGGGCAGGGCGCGUUGGAAGGCGCGUGCGUGUCUCCGCGCGUGCUCGCCGCGUUACGUGCACGUGCACGCGAGUUAUGCGCCGCGCCGCCCGCCGCGCGCGCGCUCAGGCUGCACGCGCACGACCCCGCGCCUGUUAGAGAACAGAUCGCUCUAAGAGCAGUCCGCGAGAUGUCGCUGCCCGAUUCCUGCGCAGAGUUGUUGCUCACCGAAGACACCAAUGAAAGGGAGCGCGAGUGGGAUUCUCCUGGCGAGAGGCGGCGCUGGGACCACGAGUCCACGCCGCCGGAUUGUUGCAGACGGUCGGGCAGCGCGGGCAGCGCCGGCUCGUCGCGCUCCUACCGCGGCGUGCGCGCGCCGUGCCCGGCCGAUCAAGCCGAGAGCAGUUCCCGAUCUAGCACGUGUCGAAGAGAGUUGCCUUCGAGAAGCGUGGACGGCACUCAGCACAGGCAGUCGACGUCGUCGUGCGGCGGCGCCGUCCCGCGCGCCACGCUGUCGGCCGCCGUGCCCGACGUGACCAUGGCGCCCAACGCGAAUACACAUCUGCUCACACAACCCGCGUAUGCUCCCGAAUACAGCGCGGGCGUCUUACAACUGGACCUGGGGGAUGGGGCCACGCACACGCCGCGACCGGGGUCCCGGGCGGCGCGCGCUAUGGCGGCGCAACACGCGACAAGACACAGGGAAACCAGUCAGGCGAUCGCGGCGGCGGCGUGCCGCGCGCGCGACGACGACGAGAUCCGCACCGCCAUCGAGCUCUCCGUCAUGCGAGGUACGCUGGCGUACUCGAUGUUCCACCCGCGCGCGCACAGCCCGGCGCUGCUGCCGCCGCUGCACGCGCGCCGCCCGCCCGCUUCCGCUCCCGCCUCCGCUAACGCGUCCGCGCCCGCGCAUACUACGGCGGUGCGGUCGCGCGCCAGUCCCUCGCCCUCCGCACUAAGUGCGUCCAACAGCGCGCACCUCGCGCACCUGCCCGCACCGCGUGCGACGCACCACGCCUCGCACCACUCGGCCUCGCACCACCCACAGGGACACCGCUCGCUGACCCGCGUAGGAAGCAGCGGUCUGAGCGGGCUGGGCGCGGCGGGCGCGGGCGGCGCUUCUGGCAGCACCAGCCCCAGCGCCAGCCCCAGCCCCAGGAGACACAAGUCGCCCCGGGACUACCGACUGGAGCCUUCUUACGGCAGCUCGGGCUCCGGUAGCCGUGGGCAGAGCCCCUCCAACUACGCGUGAGCCGUGACAUCGUUUGGCACCAACAAUCAUUCCUCUAAAUAAAUACAUAUAAAUAUACCAACUUAUAGUUAUAUGUCAUAUAGGUUUUUAAUAAACUCGUCUCGCUCGACACUAUGAGAAGUAUCGGCAUGUUAUAAAGAUUUUAACCAACGUGAGAAAAUGGUGAUCCCAUACAUUUUAGUAUGGGAGCAGUCGGAAUUCAAAAAUUUUGAUCUCAGUUGUAUGUGUGUAUUGAAUGAGACCAUACAUCAUAAUGACGUAGUGUGUGUGUUUUUACGCCAUACAAAUUUUGUAUGACAGUUGUACUGUGCAGUUUUGUUAUACGUUUGUAUUAUAUUAUUUUAUAAGAAAUGUUUAUCUCUAAAUGCAAUUAUUUUUGUUCGAACUGUCAAAUGUGACAGCUGUCAUCCGCAAAAAAUAUUCAAAAAUGGCGACGAAAAACACACACACUGCGUUGUGUAUAAUGAUAUAAAUAAUAUAUGAAUAUAACAAUAAAUGUAAAUAAUAUAAAUUAAAAUUUAAUAAUAUGUAUAAGUGCGUACGAGUAUGUAAUCUUUCUAUUAUAUAACACGGCAUCUAUUAUUUGGUUGUGAAAAAUGAAAUAUAAUGUAUAAAAUUAUAAAUCUAGCCCCAAACUAAGCUGAGCUUCUGUGGCGCUUAGGUAAAGUAUAAAAAGGCUUAUUAAAUACAUUAGCUUGGGCCGUCAGCACGUAGAAUUUUGUCCAACGACCCCAAGCUACCCAUCCUUAUCGCUCGCGAGUAAUUAUGUUGCUGUCGCGC
Molecule: messenger RNA, 4350 nt
Organism: Ostrinia furnacalis (Asian corn borer)
Lineage: Eukaryota; Metazoa; Arthropoda; Insecta; Lepidoptera; Crambidae
Product: BTB/POZ domain-containing protein 7
Exons: 34
Coding region: 451-3570 (1039 amino acids)
Biological process (GO): morphogenesis of a branching epithelium
Molecular function (GO): protein binding
Source: RefSeq, a predicted model, not a curated record